This is a messenger RNA of Solea solea (common sole), 4841 nucleotides long. RefSeq names its product OTU deubiquitinase 7A (gene otud7a). Gene Ontology annotation, biological process: protein deubiquitination involved in ubiquitin-dependent protein catabolic process; protein K63-linked deubiquitination; protein K48-linked deubiquitination. The transcript has 13 exons. Gene Ontology annotation, cellular component: nucleus; cytoplasm. Gene Ontology annotation, molecular function: DNA binding; cysteine-type deubiquitinase activity; K63-linked polyubiquitin modification-dependent protein binding. Bases 336 to 3212 code for a protein of 958 amino acids. NCBI's taxonomy places the organism in Eukaryota, Metazoa, Chordata, Actinopteri, Pleuronectiformes, Soleidae. The record is from RefSeq and is a predicted model, not a curated record.
UCGUUCUGCUGCAGCGGAGAAAUAUGACAUGGGGAUGAGCGAGAGAGGGGGAGAGUGAGCGAUCCUGGCAGGAAUUAUCGGUUCGUCAGCGGUCUGGAGCGAAAACGUUAGGAUGGGGAGUAAUGACUGAAAACACAACGCAUUCUCCCCGUGGUCUUCCUCUCCACUGCUGACUCUGAAGCCAUGGACUAGAGUGCUGUGUCUGGUCCUGACAGUCCUGUGGUCAUCAGAUGGCUUCUCAACAACCCGCAGCAAAAAUACAGAAAAUGAGAACGUGAAGGCUGGCGUCCACCAAGGCCACCGCUGCACCUUGGGCAGCGCACACACAUGAUCACAUGACUCUGGACAUGGAUGCGGUCCUGUCAGACUUUGUUCGGUCCACGGGGGCAGAACCUGGUCUGGCAAGAGACCUGUUGGAAGGUAAAAACUGGGACCUCAGUGCUGCUCUAAAUGAUUACGAGGAGCUCAGGCAGGUCCACACUGCCAACCUGCCACAGGUCUUCAACGAGGGCCGAUACUUUAAGCAGCCAGAGACGCGCGACACGCCCACCCAUGUCACCAGGAACGACAGGCCGUGUGCACAGAAGCAGGAGGACAAUGCACAAGAGAAGCGUCUGUCCCGAGGGAUCUCUCACGCCAGUUCUGCUAUCGUGUCCCUGGCGCGGCUGCAGGUGGCCAAUGACUGUACCAGUGAGCAGUUCCCUCUUGAGAUGCCUAUCUACACAUUCCAGCUACCAGACCUCAGCGUGUACAGUGAGGACUUCAGGAGUUUCAUAGAGAGAGACCUGAUAGAGCAGUCCACCAUGAUGGCUCUGGAGCAAGCUGGUCGUCUGAACUGGUGGUCCACCAUGUGCACCAGCUGUAAGAAGCUGCUUCCUCUGGCCACCACGGGGGAUGGAAACUGCCUUCUGCAUGCUGCCUCUUUAGGGAUGUGGGGCUUCCAUGACCGAGACCUGAUGCUGAGGAAAUCCUUGUACACCAUGAUGAAGAGUGGAGCGGAGAGAGAUGCUCUGAAGAGGCGGUGGAGGUGGCAGCAAACGCAACAGAACAAGGAGUCAGGCCUGGUGUACACUGAGGAGGAGUGGGAGAGAGAGUGGAACGAGCUGCUGAAGUUGGCCUCCAGCGAACCUCGCACUCACCUCAGCAAAAACGGCAACACCAGUGGAGGUGUGGAUAACUCUGAGGAUCCCGUCUAUGAGAGCCUGGAGGAGUUCCAUGUGUUCGUGCUGGCCCAUGUGUUACGCAGGCCAAUUGUAGUGGUGGCCGAUACGAUGCUCAGAGACUCAGGAGGAGAAGCAUUUGCUCCCAUCCCUUUUGGAGGCCUCUACCUGCCCCUGGAGGUGCCUCCAAGCCGCUGUCACUGCUCACCUCUGGUACUGGCCUACGAUCAGGCUCACUUUUCUGCACUGGUGUCCAUGGAGCAGAGAGACCAGCAGCGAGAGCAAGCUGUUAUCCCCCUGACUGACUCCGAGCACAAGCUGCUGGCACUCCAUUUUGCCGUGGACCCUGGCAGGGACUGGGAGUGGGGGAGGGAUGACAAUGAUAACACCAAGCUAGCCAAUCUCAUCUUGUCUCUGGAGGCCAAACUCAACCUGCUGCACAACUACAUGAACGUAACGUGGAUUCGAAUUCCAUCUGAAACAAGGGCUCCACUGGCUCAGCCAGAGUCUCCCACAGCCUCCGCAGGUGAGGAUGUCCAGUCUUUAGCUGAGUCCAUGGACUCUGACCGCGAGUCUGUCGGCAGCAACUCUAAUGUCAACACUGGCAAGCCCAGUAAGGAGAACAAAGACAAAGACAAGCAGCGCAAGGACAAAGACAAGAGCCGAGCUGAUUCUGUAGCCAAUAAACUAGGCAGCUUCAGCAAAACCCUGGGAAUCAAACUGAAGAAGAACAUGGGAGGUCUGGGUGGCCUGGUGCAUGGCAAAAUGAACAAAUCUAAUUCUGGCUCAGGUCGUAGUGGGGAGAACGGAGGGGAAAAGGCCAAGAAGAACAAGACAGUCAAGGGAAGCAAGGAGGAGUCAGGUCAGUCCACCAGCUCCACCUCUUCUGAAAAGACCACUAGUCCCUCUCCUACUGACAGGGACAGACCCUCCAGCUCCUCCCCCACCGAGAGACAGGACAGCGCAGGGAGAGUCUCAGGGGACAAGACCAUGGAAAACUGGAAAUAUAGCACCGAUGUCAAGCUGAGCCUCAACAUCCUGCGGGCUGCCAUGCAGGGGGAGCGCAAGUUCAUCUUUGCGGGUCUCUUGCUCACCAGCCAUCGCCAUCAGUUCCACGAGGAGAUGAUCAGCUACUAUUUGACUAAUGCCCAGGAACGAUUUAGCCAAGAGCAGGAGCAGAAGAGGAAGGAGGCCGAGAAGAAGCCCCCUGUCAAUAAUGAGGUGGCCGCAAAAAAGCCUGAGCAUGAGAGUGUCUUCCAGAGGGAGAGAUCGGACAGCUCGCCUCCGGAGAGCUGCUCUCCUGUCCUGCCCCAUCACACCCACUCUUACAGCUACAACUCACAGCCUCCGCUGGGUCCUAAGAUGCAGGGCCGGAACAGUCCCACUCCCGCAGCCCCCCUCAUCUCUGUCCCAGUGCCUCCCCUCACACCACCUACAGCCUCGCACCACGUUUCUCACCCAGCCGCAGCCCCUGCGCCUUACUCCUCCCCCAGUAUUGGUGCUAAGAGACUCGGGCCCGUUCCUGUGUCUGCCCACUACAGCCAUACACCGCCCAUCCAAAGGCACAGUGUGAUUCACAUACAAGAUGUCAACAUGCAAUCCUCCAUCUUCCAAGCUGACCCCUAUAAGCCUGUGGUGGGCACACUAAAGACAUGCGCUACCUACCCCCAGCAGAACCGCACGCUCUCGUCGCAGAGUUACAGCCCCGCUCGCCUGUCAGGGGUGCGCACUGUUAACACCAUGGAGACGCUGUCCUACAACAUGCCGGGUGAACACAAGUCGCACACCUACACCAACGGGUUCGAUGCGGGAGACAUUCAGGAUUGCCUGGAGUUUGCUGACGAGGACAACUCGUCUCACACCUGGCUCAACCAAGACAAAACCAAAGGGCGGAGCUCUGGAAGCCCUUUGUACUGCUUUCAGCAGCGCCGCUGCAAGAGGGAGAACUGCUCCUUCUACGGCAGGGCAGAGACAGACAACUACUGCUCCUACUGCUACAGGGAGGAGCUGAAACGCAGGGAGAGGGAGAGCAAAGUGCAAAGGCCUGCAUAGCCAUCACCGCCACUUCAGCAUCACACAUCAGCAAGGCCAAAGGAGACUUGAGGGAACAACACCAUCUGCACUCUGCAUUUAGAAUAUACCACGAUGGCAAACAUUUUCCUAUUUUGUUGAAGAAUGCUCUUGUAUCCCUGUCACCCUUCCCCUUGUUGGUAAAGGUUAUUACUUUAUGAUGGGGGAAGCAGAACUUGACACAGUGAGCAGCUUUGGCCAGAUAUUGUGCUACUUUAUUUUUAUUUCUGUCUCACUGAAUUUAAGUCUUUUACUUGUUUUAGAGUAAAAGUCACCUCUGCAAUGUAACUCUCUGUAUGUGAGGGAAAGUUCUCUAUUUAUUUUUAUUUUUGUUGAAGUUCAAAUGUGGAAGGAACAUGUUCGCUCUUUUAAUCAGUUUGAAUGCAAUACCGCUACUUGGUUCCUCAAAAUCUGUGGACAAUUUGUAGUUGUUUUGCAAUCAUAAUACAUUUGAUGGGAGAAUAUUAUUAGACUUUAAAGCAAUAAAUUAGUGAUUUUUGCUAUUCCCUCUCCCAAUUUUGUCUAUGCACCAAUAAUAUAAUUACUGUAGGUUAUCUGUGUCUUGUAAUCUGUGAAGGAUCGUCACGGUGUGCUUUUGUAAACAAUUUGAACGACGGGAAUAAAAAAAGUGUAAACAUUUAUAGACUGUACGGUUGGAUUAGCAAUGAAAUGUAAAACUCAUUUGUUCAGUGUUAAGCUCUGUCGUUGCCACAGUUCCCAGGUUUGCUGUGUGAGAAUUGAAUGCAAAAUAUUGUGCAAGGUAAGAUCAUUGACCACUCCAAGACCACAAGCACUGCCAAACUGGCUUCUUCUUCUUCUUCUCCUCCUCCUUCAAGAAAAAAAAAGAAAAAAAUCUUGAAUUCAAAUUUUCAAAAACGUUGUUGUGCCAAAUACUGAACAAUGUGCAUAGGACAAAUUUCUUCCCCCUAAAAAUGCAGUGUUUUAUGGUGUGUUUCUCUGCGUCGCCUGUUAACUACUUUAUUCAGUCAAUGUGUUAGAUGAGAUGAAGUGUAGUUAGUGAGAGCAGGCCCAAUGCAUAUUUGUCUGGAGUGUGAUCCUGUGUCUCUUCUCCCUCUACACCGUGCCACACGACGUGCAGUCAUGCUAUCAGCACUAUGUGGUGAUCUGCAGUAUAGGUGUGAGAUUGUGUUCUUAUUCCAUUUGUAGAGGCCGUUAAAAGAAGCACCUGCUGCUACGAGCACCUCAAGCCUUUGUGAUCGUCAGUGCUUUAAUCAAUCAGUGGGUUUUUGUAAAACCCCGGGCCUCCAAGUGCUUUCUGCUCAUUUGACAUGACUACUGUAAAGACGCAGUGUUUGUGUUGCUGUUUGUUCUGGUGAUGCUUGGAUAAUGUACCAUGCUGUCCUUAACUAAGUGUGUCCUGGCCAAGGAUGUCCACUGCUCCCUUAGUUCACUUCUGUCUCUCUCUCCUCUGCACAUCACAGUAUUGCUCCUACUUGUUUCUACUGUAUGUGACCAGUUCAUGGACUCCCACCAUGUUAGGACUGUAAGAUAUGAUUUUGUAUUCCUUUAAGAGUUUUACACUACUUUAAAUUAUUAAUUUGCACAUUAGGUACAGAUGUAAAUAUAAAAAAAAAUAGUUUAUUGUUACAA